AUGUCUUUAAAAAAUGAAGAAACGAAAGCGCGCCAAGUUGCUGCUGGGGAGACUUUCUUUUACCGAAUUCACGGUACGCCUGAGGUGGAAACGAGCUUCCGAGUCCGCUUGAUCUCCGGCACCGCGAAUGCGAAACUCACCGACGACGUUUCACGAUGCCUGUGCAUCGAAAAGUCCAAGAUGGAGAUCAAGAAGUUCGCCAAUGGAGAGCUCAACAUUAAGAUCAUCGACGACGUUCGCGGGGAUGACUGCUUCAUCAUCCAACCCACUGCGGGCGGGGACGAGGACGACGUCAACACCGUCAUGAUGGAGCUGUUGUUACUCGUGCACACGCUCAAACUCGCCUCGGCGCGGCGCAUCACGGCGAUCGUGCCGUACUUCGCGUACAGCCGGCAGGAUCGCAAGUGCGAGCCGCGGGUCCCCAUCUCGGCCUCCGCGAUGGCCCAGCUCCUGCAGUGCGUCGGCGUCGACCGCGUCGUGACGCUGGACCUCCACUGCGGCCAAAUCCAAGGUUUCUUUCGUAACAUACCGGUGGACAACCUGCUGAUGUUCCCCGAGUUCGCGAACUACCUGUUUCGACAGUCCUGGUUUGACAAGGCCCGGACGGUCGUGGUGUCACCGGACGCCGGGGGGGUGGAGCGCGCGAACGUCCUGGCAGACCGCAUCCAAGCCAGUCACAUCGUGACCAUCCUGAAACGGCGAAAGGAGGCGGGGAAGGUGGACUCGAUGCAGACCGUCGGAAAUGUGGAGGGGUAUACGUGUAUUAUUGUGGAUGAUAUUGUGGAUACGGCGGGAACCUUGUGUAAGGCGUGUGAGUUGCUGAAGGAAAUGCACGCCGUUCGCGUCAUUGCGUGUGCGAGCCAUGGGAUCCUCUCCGACCCAGCGUGCGAGCGAAUCAUGGCGUGCAACGCACUGGAAGAGUUGGUGGUUUCGGAUUCCGUUUCAAUGCGUGAAAAGAUUAAGAAGUGUCGAAAACUCACCGUCCUCACGACCGCCCCCUUGCUCGCACAGGCAGUGGAUUGUCUGCACAGAGAGGCUUCAUUGUCAUCACUUUUUGUAUAA
Phytomonas sp. Hart1 is the source of this 1062-nucleotide messenger RNA. Lineage: Eukaryota; Euglenozoa; Kinetoplastea; Trypanosomatida; Trypanosomatidae. The record is from the annotation of a GenBank genome assembly.